Messenger RNA from Theobroma cacao (cacao), 1252 nucleotides. Its product is annotated as calcineurin B-like protein 3. NCBI's taxonomy places the organism in Eukaryota, Viridiplantae, Streptophyta, Magnoliopsida, Malvales, Malvaceae. Gene Ontology annotation, biological process: calcium-mediated signaling. The record is from RefSeq and is a predicted model, not a curated record. Gene Ontology annotation, molecular function: kinase binding; calcium ion binding.
GGAAGGUUUUUAUUUGUGUGUGUAUCUGUAUAAUCAAUAAUCAAAUCAGAAAUCAUAAAUCAGAAUCAUUGUGUAGUAAAGCAGUAAUUGCACUAGCACUAUAGUAUAUUAUAUUAUAACCCACCUUGGGCCUUAGGCAUUGGUAGUGGGCACCUUGUCUCUAUAAUCCAGAGAUUAACAAAACACAGAAAAACAGUUGGUCAGUCAGACAUGCCUCACCACCAGAAUCUUGACUGCUUUUCUUCACCUUCCCUUCUCCUACUCGUUUCUCCUCUCUGCUUCUUCUGAAAGUUAUGGAGCAUUUUGAUAUCUGGAAAAGAUCAUGGUGCAGUGCCUAGAAGGAUUAAAGCAUUUAUGUGCUGCAGUCAUUAAUUGUUGUGAUGCUGAUUUAUAUAAGCAACCUAAGGGUCUGGAAGAUCCGGAAGCUCUGGCUAGGGAGACUGUGUUUAGUGUAAGUGAAAUUGAAGCCCUGUAUGAGCUAUUUAAAAAAAUCAGCAGUGCAGUGAUUGAUGAUGGGCUGAUCAACAAGGAAGAAUUUCAAUUGGCAUUGUUUAAGACAAACAAAAAGGAGAGCUUAUUUGCAGAUCGGGUAUUUGACUUGUUUGACACCAAGCACAAUGGAAUACUAGAUUUUGAAGAGUUUGCACGUGCUUUGUCUGUAUUUCACCCCAAUGCACCAAUUGAUGAUAAAAUUGAGUUUUCAUUCCAGCUGUACGAUCUCAAACAGCAAGGGUUCAUAGAGAGACAAGAGGUAAAGCAAAUGGUAGUAGCCACGCUUGCUGAAUCUGGUAUGAAUCUGUCAGAUGAUGUUAUCGAGAGUAUCAUUGACAAGACCUUUGAGGAAGCUGAUACUAAACAUGAUGGAAAGAUUGACAAGGAAGAGUGGAGAAGCCUUGUUUUGCGUCAUCCUUCGCUUUUGAAGAAUAUGACUCUUCAGUAUCUCAAAGACAUCACCACUACAUUCCCAAGUUUUGUUUUUCACUCACAAGUCGAUGAUACCUGAGGAUGCAGAUGAUGAUGGUUGCAUGUGCAAUGGCGAAAUUCUGUAUUUCAAAGCAGAGCCGUCUAUGUUCAUUUUGGUUUUGCAGCUUGAAGCAAUGGCGUCUUUCUUCCUAGUAUUUAUUUGUUGUUUUUGUGGUUUAGGGGGAAAUCAUGUGUAAACAAUUAAGAGUGGAAUCAUCAUUCGUUAUGUUAAAUUAAUUACUGAAUCAAAGACUAGAAGCUGGUAUUGCGAUCGCCCAUCGAUGCCAAA